AUGACAGACUACCAACAUGUUUCCCUGCAAUUUAUUAAAGACUAUGUCCACUUCUGUGGCGGAAGUUUAAUUACUGCAGAUUUUGUGCUGACGGCUGCGCAUUGCCUUAACUCGCUCAGGAAGCCUUUUGAUCUUAAAAGUAGUGAAGGACACAUUGGAACCGUUUGCCUUCCAAAUGAAAACGUGAAACCGAUGACCACCAUCACCGUAUCAGGAUGGGGGCGACUUUCAGAAUGUGGGUAA
This is a messenger RNA of Ixodes scapularis (black-legged tick), 243 nucleotides long. Its product is annotated as serine protease 48-like. The transcript has 3 exons. The record is from RefSeq and is a predicted model, not a curated record. NCBI's taxonomy places the organism in Eukaryota, Metazoa, Arthropoda, Arachnida, Ixodida, Ixodidae. The coding region runs from base 1 to 243 and encodes 80 amino acids. Gene Ontology annotation, molecular function: serine-type endopeptidase activity. Gene Ontology annotation, biological process: proteolysis.